This is a messenger RNA of Drepanopeziza brunnea f. sp. 'multigermtubi' MB_m1, 1167 nucleotides long. RefSeq lists its product as uncharacterized. NCBI's taxonomy places the organism in Eukaryota, Fungi, Ascomycota, Leotiomycetes, Helotiales, Drepanopezizaceae. The record is from RefSeq and is a predicted model, not a curated record.
AUGACUCCGGGCAUUCCCCCAAUCCACAUUCUGGGCGCCGGCAUAAGCGGCCUCACCCUGGCCCGCUGCCUCCGAAACCGAGGCAUUCAGUCAAUCGUAUACGAAAAGAGUCCGUCGCCGGCGUAUCACAAUUAUGGGAUCUCGUUGCAGCCGUGGACGUGCAGGCUGUUGCUUGGCGUAUUGGGGAUUGAGGAGGGGGCUUUCGUAGGCGGUGUUGCUGUCGAUGCAGCGAAAGGCGGACGGGGUGUUUUGCAUUCUGAGAGGCUGAGAGGGGAAGGGGGAGGAGGGGGUGAGGUGUUGAGAGCGCAUCGUGGGAGGCUGGAGGGGUUGUUGAGGGAAGGGGUGGAUGUUAGGUGGGGUCAUGCGUUGGACGGCUUUGAGGCUGAAAUCGAGAGGAGUAGCAAGUACGGUACGGGGUUUGUCUUGAAUUUCAAGGAUAGGGAGGGUGUGAGCGUGAGGGGAGGCUUUGUGGUAGAUGGACUGGGUGUCCACUCUCUCGUGCGAAGGUCGCUGCUCCCGGAUGCGGGACUCAAUGUUCUGCCGUACGUCGUCUUUCGCGGGACGAGGAAGAUUGAGGGACGCACGUUCAAGGAAAUCUACCAAGAUGCUUUGGGUGGUGGCAAUGUGGUUGAGAUGAAGACGGGCGAUGUGCUGUUACAGAUCUCGGUUAACGAUUAUCAUCAGGACGGAGAAGGGGCGGAUAUCUCGUGCAUUUACUCUCGUCCUGCUCGUCCGGAUGACACGCUUCAUCGUCCUGGUCGCAGCACAGGAGAAGCUGGUAAUAUCUCCGAAGCGUUCUACAGGGAGGUCUCGCAGCUGAGAGAGCUGAAACAGCCAUUUCAGGAUGCUUUUGAUGAGGAGAAGGUUAGGAAGGGACGGACAUUGCACUGGUUGAUGAGAGACUUGAUGGUCCCGAAGGAGGAGCUGGACGGGUUGGCAAAGAAGGGAGUGCUGCUUAUCGGGGAUUCGGCGCAUGCGCUGCCUAUUUUGGGCGGAGAAGGGGCGUGUUUUGCUGUAGGUGAUGCAGUGAAGCUGGCUGAUGCUAUUGAGAAGGAACGUGUGGACGCGUCCUACGGAGAGAUGUAUGGCGAGUGGGAGGGGGCAAUGAAGAAGGGGAGAGAAACUUUGGCGAGGAUGCAUGAAGGGAAACCUGCGAGUAGUUUGUGA